AUGUCAUUCGCUUCUCGUAUGCUGAAAACCUUAGCUCAAAGCAACACUGUCGAGCUUGGAAGACGUGUUUCUGGUGCACGGGAGGCGCUCGCGACUAGCAAGCGAGGAUCAUCAAUCAGAUACCAAAAUUCUGGAAACUAUCACAGCUUCUCACAUGCAACUACGAUAGUAAACCGGUCUGACCUAUUUUCAUGGGGCAGUACAGGCACCGGUCCUGCAAACGGGCUAAGGAAACGAUGGCUUUGGGGUCACAUGGAAAAGUGGUGUGCUCGCAAGUUAGGAGUGAAUGUAGCUAAUUCCAGCAACGGCGUGUUCCACUUUGCGCGCCAGCCGCCGCCAGCUCUGCCUGCCGCCGCCUGCGUGGGCCCCCUUGCGGUGCCGGCGCUCCCGCCCACUGGGCGCCGCUGCGAGCCACUGCGGCGAAAGGCGCUCGCACACCUCUCGGCCGGUCCGGGGCUUGCAGCGGCGCUCUUUGUCUCUUCUCCUUUCUGUUCUUCUCUUAGAGCUGAACAUAAAGAAGGCGAUGCUUUUCUCAAUAUAUUGGUUCUCUUCGAAUUCGAGGCGUCUGACGAAAUUAUGGUCGCCACUUCCAGGUCACUAGUUUGCUCCCAUUUUGUGCGACACGUGCGAGGGCCCGGCGCGAACCUGCAAACUACGCUGGCCUUCUUCCUGGAAAUGGAUGUCCGGAUUCCAAGGAUUCGGAAUGUGGAUGAUCAGAAGAAUAUUGAGGAUUUCCUGGAUAGGGUCUAUCUCAUAACAAUUACUGCUACACGGCCACUAAAAUGCAACUAUAUAAAAGUGAGUAAAGCCAAACUCACUAGAAGUGUUAACGAUUCGGACUCCCUCCUCGAGCAUGGAUACGUACUAGCGUGUGGUCUGGAGGAAAAGAGAUACAUGGACAGAAAUUAA
Molecule: messenger RNA, 909 nt
Organism: Gryllus bimaculatus (two-spotted cricket)
Lineage: Eukaryota; Metazoa; Arthropoda; Insecta; Orthoptera; Gryllidae
Source: the annotation of a GenBank genome assembly